GAAUACCAUUACCGCAAAAACAAUGGCGACGAAAGAGAUGGAAGUCGUGAAGGGUUUAGACUUGCAGAAAUACAUGGGUCGGUGGUAUGAGAUUGCUUCUGUUCCUUCAAGAUUUCAACCCAAGGAUGGUGUCAAUACAAGGGUUACUUAUACUUUGAGAGAUGAUGGUACUGUUCAUGUCUUCAAUGAGACUUUUAGUGGUGGGAAGAAAGGGGGCAUUGAGGGAACUGCUUAUAAGGCUGACCCUUCAAGCGAUGAGGCCAAGCUGAAAGUUAAAUUCUAUGUUCCUCCUUUCUUACCUAUCAUUCCUGUAGUUGGAGAUUAUUGGGUUCUUUAUAUUGAUGAUGAUUAUCAAUAUGCUUUGAUUGGGCAGCCUAGCAGGAACUAUCUUUGGAUCUUGUGUAGGCAAACCCAAAUGGAUGAAGGUAUAGAUAUACAAUCAGCUAGUUAAGAAGGCAGAGGAUGUGGGCUAUGAUGUGAAGAAACUGCA
This is a messenger RNA of Telopea speciosissima, 490 nucleotides long. RefSeq names its product temperature-induced lipocalin-1-like. Bases 23 to 451 code for a protein of 142 amino acids. The transcript has 2 exons. Lineage: Eukaryota; Viridiplantae; Streptophyta; Magnoliopsida; Proteales; Proteaceae. The record is from RefSeq and is a predicted model, not a curated record.